This is a messenger RNA of Zygotorulaspora mrakii, 729 nucleotides long. RefSeq names its product 2,5-diamino-6-(ribosylamino)-4(3H)-pyrimidinone 5'-phosphate reductase (gene RIB7). Gene Ontology annotation, molecular function: NADP binding; 5-amino-6-(5-phosphoribosylamino)uracil reductase activity. Gene Ontology annotation, biological process: riboflavin biosynthetic process. The record is from RefSeq and is a predicted model, not a curated record. The transcript has a single exon. NCBI's taxonomy places the organism in Eukaryota, Fungi, Ascomycota, Saccharomycetes, Saccharomycetales, Saccharomycetaceae. The coding region runs from base 1 to 729 and encodes 242 amino acids.
AUGUCUUUGGGGUCAUUGAGACCUGAUGUCAGUGACUUUCUCUCGCCUUAUCUGCCACCAAACAAUGAUGAAAACUUAUCAAGGCCCUCGGUAACCCUUACUUAUGCUCAAUCUCUUGACUCCAGAAUAUCAAAGGGUCAUGGUAUUAGAACAACAAUCUCACACCCCGAGACAAAAACUAUGACACAUUAUCUACGAUAUCACCAUGAUGGGAUACUGAUUGGAAGUGGAACUGCUCUAGCGGACAAUCCGGGCCUCAAUUGUAAAUACGGUGGCCCUGAUGCCAGGGAACAUUCUCCGAGGCCAAUAAUCCUCGAUGCUAAACAAAAAUGGAAAUUUAGCGGCUCCAAGAUGCAAGAGCUCUUCCUGAGCGGCGAAGGUAAAAGCCCUAUAAUUGUUGUUGACAAAGAGCCCGCUGAUAAAGAAACUGGUGCCGAGUACUUAGCUUGUAGCUGCACCGAUUUAGGGUCAUUUGAUUGGGAUAAAAUGAUGCAUAUUUUACGCACCAGAUAUAGAAUCAAGUCCGUGAUGGUAGAGGGUGGAGCAAAUGUUAUAAACCAACUUAUAUUGAGGCCCGAUUUGGUCGACAAUCUUGUCAUUACAAUUGGACCCACCUUUUUAGGAAGAAACGGGGUCGAAGUGAGCCCCACAACUGGAAUGUCCCUUUGUGAUGUAAACUGGUGGAGAGGUACCAACGAUGCAGUUCUAGCAGCCCAUCUAUCUAAAUAA